Eimeria mitis is the source of this 2436-nucleotide messenger RNA. Its product is annotated as scavenger receptor protein SR2, putative. Gene Ontology annotation, cellular component: SLIK (SAGA-like) complex; SAGA complex. Lineage: Eukaryota; Apicomplexa; Conoidasida; Eucoccidiorida; Eimeriidae. The transcript has 8 exons. Bases 1 to 2436 code for a protein of 811 amino acids. Gene Ontology annotation, biological process: regulation of transcription by RNA polymerase II. The record is from RefSeq and is a predicted model, not a curated record. Gene Ontology annotation, molecular function: structural molecule activity.
AUGAUAAAUAAUUUAUCAUCCGCGUGUUCAGAGGCAGCAGCAGCAGCACCAGACCUUCUCCUGCAGCCCCCCCAUUACGCUGCCUGUACACCCCAUGGCUCUGCAUCAACAGAAGCAGAAGCUUCAACUAACGAAAGCACUGCAGCACCGCCGCUGCAGCUAGCUGCCAGUAGAUCCAUCCAGCUUGAGCAAGCCAGCGGCAGCAGCAGCAGCAGCAACAGCAGCAGCAGCAGUAGCGAUUGCUGCAGCAGCAGUUUCUUUGCUCUUCUUGAUUCAGCUGAAGGAGCUGUGGGGUCAGAUCCCAGCGCCAUCCCCAUCUCCUCCUUCUCCUUAGAUUCCUCAUCGCAGCAUGCGGUUAGCCUGGAGCCAGCAGCAGCAGCAGCAACAGCAGCAGCAGCAACAGCAGCAGCAGCAACAGCAGCAACAGCAGCAGCAGCAGCAGCAACAGGGUCACCUGCUGUCUAUAAUACCCCAGAGGUGCUGCAGCCGUCUCUGAAUUCCCUUUCUCCUUUUGGUUUAACGAUAGGCGCCAACAACUUUGCUGCUGCUGCAUCUGCUGCUGCUGCUGCAUCUGCUGCUGCUGCAUCUGCUGCUGCUGCAGCAGCACCACAGACUGCAGCAGCAGCAGCACCACCAGCAACAGCAGCAACAGCAGCAGCAGCAGCAGCAGCAGCAGCUCCUGAUGAUAUACUCCCCAGCAAGAGUUUAUCUGUUGGGCUGCAAGGCCGCAUGCGCUUGAAGGUCUUAAUCAGCAAACGGAUAGAAGAAGACGCAGCGAGAGCAUGUGCUUUGCUUACUGAGCACGGCUUAGAGAACGUUUCCUUACGGUAUGCAACAGUAGCAGAGUUGCUGGCGUUGGCUUGGGUCUUGGGUUUGUGGGGGGCAGUAGAAGAAAUAGCCAGCGAAAAAGAAGAAGAAAAAAGAUUGGGUUUAUACAAAAGGAAAGAUUAUACACAUAACAACCAGCUUUAUGCAGACACACAACAGCAACAGCAACAGCAGCAGCAGCAGCAACAGCUUCUCCAGCAGCAACAGCAGCAGCAGCAGCAACAGAUGCAACAGCAACAGCAACCGCAGCAACAACCACAACAGAUGCAACAGCAACAGCAGCAACCGAUGCAACAGCAACAGCAGCAACAGAUGCAACAGCAUAUGGAACUGCAGCAGCAGCAGCAGCAACAGCAACAGCAGCAGCAGCAGCAGCAGCAGCAGCCAUUGGUUGAACACAGCAGCAAACGCCGAGCUUACCGCUUGAAUUUUUGGAGUGAAGAAGAAAACGAAGAAGAGGAAGAAGAAGAAGAGACAGAAAAAGAAGAAAAAGAAAAAGAAAAAAAAGAAAAAGAAAAAGAAAAAGAAUAUUGCGCUGCUACGGAUAUAAACGCUCUUCUGUGCUCGUCAGAUGCGGGGGCUGAGACAGAGACAGUUGGCUUCGGUUCUCCUUCUCCUCUAUCUAGAGAUAUUCCUUCUUCAUACGAAGCAGCAGCAGACGCCGAUGCUGCUCUCAAAGAAGCUGCAACACAAACAGCAGCAACAACACCAGCAGCAGCAGCAACAGCAGCAGCAGCAGCAGCUGCUGCUGCUGCUGCAGCAAGAGGAACAGACACAUAUUUCCAUAUGGCUGUGGGGGAGGAAACAGGGGCUGCUGAGACAGCCGCGGGAGCGCCAGCUGCAGAGCUGCAGCGGCAGAAACAUUUUGAUCGUAUUGGUCAGUUGGUGGCUGCAGCGAAUCCAGCAGCACCCAACGCAAAGACUGUAGCAGCUGAAAUAGUUUUUGAAUUGCUUGCACUCGUCAACAGAGGGCUGCUGCCUGCUCCUCCUGCUGCUGUGCUGCAGCAGCUGCAAUCUGCUGCAGCUCGUCUGGGGGUCGACUCAACACAAAUAGUUCCUUCGGCUCAGACCAGCGCUUCUCUGGGGCCCCCGUCAGAUGAAGGGCGGGGUGUUUUUGUUGAAUCCAUAGACGUCGGUGACCCCGAAGAAAUUCAAGCGAAAGCUGCAGGCAGCGGCCUGUGGAGGUGUCAGAGAAUUACUGUAUGGAAGGACUUUCGUUACUGGCUCUUUGACUGUGUGGGCGAGCUAUCAACAAAGCAUAGAGAAGCGACUUUCACUCUCUCCGGAAAUAAACUCUAUCAGGCGGUCAUUCAAACAGGCAACGAUGAACGCGUGGGUGAAUUACAGUCUAUUUUGCUGCACAACACGGCCGAAGAAGAUCCCUGGUACUGCGAGACCGUCCGCAUAACAACAGACAGCAGCAGCAGCAGCAGCAGCAGCAGCAGCAGCAGCAGCGGGGGCAGCAGUGUAUCUUUCACAGUAAAGCGGUGGAUAGGGAGCCCGUAUGAUGCUGCUGUCUCUGUCUCUCUGCGGCCUUCUCUAGACACAGAUGCAGCCCCCCAAGACGUGCAGUGCCACACCAGGGGCUCAGACCUCGUCACCCUGUAA